Mesitornis unicolor (brown roatelo) is the source of this 799-nucleotide messenger RNA. Its product is annotated as growth arrest-specific protein 8-like. The transcript is spliced from 4 exons. Gene Ontology annotation, cellular component: microtubule; motile cilium; Golgi apparatus. The annotation marks the transcript as partial. The record is from RefSeq and is a predicted model, not a curated record. Gene Ontology annotation, biological process: flagellated sperm motility. Gene Ontology annotation, molecular function: microtubule binding; small GTPase binding. Lineage: Eukaryota; Metazoa; Chordata; Aves; Mesitornithiformes; Mesitornithidae.
GUUGCCGUGGGUAUCUGGUAGAGACGUCUGUCUGAGGCCUCCUUUUCCACCUACUUGCCCCUUCCCUUUGGCUUUGCAGCUGCAGAACCACGUUAUGCAUCUCCGGGAGGAGCUGGACCGAGAACGGGAAGAGCGCAACUGUUUCCAGCUGGAACGUGACAAGAUCCACACCCUGUGGGAGAUCACGCGGCAGCAGCUGGAGGAGAAGAAAGCAGAGCUGCGGAACAAGGACCGGGAGAUGGAGGAGACGGAGAAGCGGCAUCAAGUGGAGAUCAAGCUUUACAAGCAGAAAGUGAAGCACUUGUUGUACGGGCACCAGGAAAACCUCACGGAGCUGAAGGCGGAGAGCACCCUGUCCGUGAUGCGGGCCCAGAAGGAUCACUGGGCCCAGGAGAUGGAGCUGCAUAAGGACAUGCGCUCCCUGAAAGUGGAGCUGAAGGAGCAGGAGCUGGCCAACGAGGCGGUGGUCAAAAACAUGCGCCUGCUCGAGGCCAAGUACACCGAGAAGACGCAGAUGCUGCGGGACGAGCUGGACUUGCGGAGGAAGACGGAGAUCCACGAAGUGGAGGAGAGGAAGAACAGCCAGAUCGAGGAGCUAAUGAGGUUCCAUGAGAAGGCCUUCAGGGACAUCAAGGACUACUACGACGACAUCACCCCCCAAAACCUGGAGCUCAUCAACUUGCUGAAGGAGCGGAUAGGGAAGAUGAAGCAGGAAAAGAAUAAAUUGGAAAAGGAGAAGGCGGAUGCGCUGCUCCAGAACAAGCGGCUGAGGGAGACCCAGCAGCAGGCCCAGGAGCUG